AAUCCAUCAGGUCCAAGUGCUUUAUCACAUGUGAUUGAACUCCGCCAAACCGCGAGGCUAGCCCACCUCCCUGUCGACGAUCAUUCGUUCAACUCGGGCCUACUAUCCAUUGCCCCGUGGAGAGGGUUGAACUUCACAGACCGGUAGGGCUAGAGCCUGUGUAAUUGAGCACUGGCAAUCCCACAUAACCGGCCUGGGGACCACAACCAAGUUGUCAGAUUUUACUUUAAUUUCCCCCCCACGCCUGCAACUUUCCACCCAGUCAUCCCCCUUCCAUUCCCUCCUAUCUACAGUCAUCUUUCCUAAAUUGUCUGCAGUCCCCUCCCCACCCGAUCUCUACAAAAACUACCAAAAACCAGCGAGCCGCGGAACGGGAAACUUGGGGGAACCGUCGGCCACGAGAAAUGUCCACUAUGUUGGCCCCACCCCCAGCUUUGUUCCCGACCAAGAACCCAACAGACUGGUCGGAAGCAGGUACGACGGAUACCCCGUCCACACCCUCGAUAUCUGCUUCGGCGGCCACCCCUGCUCAUGUCCCUAUAGCCCCUGCAGCAGCGGACACAAUGUCUGCUGGGAGCCGGGGUGUGCCGAUGCAGACCGCUUCUACGCAGACUGAUGACGAGGUUUUAUCAAGGCCUACUGGCCCUGCUGCGAACCGAGCUAGCGACGGAAGCCUCCUGGAGUGUCAGGCGGAAGAAUCCGGCCAAGGGAGUGAUUUAGACUCUCCGCUUCCAAAACCUAAACAGGGCGCUGGUUUGUCCGUCUUUCUGAAUCGCAUUUCAGAAACGCGAUUACACCAGCUUGCUGACAUGUUCCACUACUAGCUUCCCACUACUUGCGCCGAGCGGAAGCUCACGAAUUGCCAAGUUUCGGCAAUGUUGGUUUAGCAAACCCUGAGGCGGCAGGCGCCGCGGCAGCUUCUCUUGCGCACACUUCUGCUAAGGUUGUGGAAAUAUGGAAACCUGAUCCCAUAUCCGCAGCUGGGGCAGCAGCAUGUCUAGCCCAUGCUAACCCUGGAAGAGUUGAACCAUGGAAACCGACCCAAGGAACUGGGGCAGGAAAAGCAGCUAUCCACGCUUUGGAGGAUAGUAACGACCGUAUAAACCCCCAUACAGAACGGCACCCUCCAGAGAGUUCGCCGCUGACUGGCACUCAAGGAGCCAUGCAAGCUUCCAGCACCGGGCCCGCUUCAACUCCCCGACACGAGUCGGGGACAAAGAUCUCAGGAAACGCUGUGACGGCCGCAUCUCUUGCUCACAUGCCAAUGGUUCGACGUGCGUCUAACGCCGUAGAACCGGCUUUCGAGCGGCUCGUCGAAAGCGAUCUCAAUAAUGCGGGCGGAGUUUCACAGCAGGAAAGGCGCAAAUCGGAUAUUCUGCGGGCAGCCACAAUAUCCAUGUCUAAACGUGAUUGCGACAUCCACUCACCUGACUCACCGAGACAGAGAAAUGGUGUGCCGUCUCGAGAGCGGCAGCGUCCUGCAACAACCCCGCCAUCUUCGCACCAUCCAAUCUACGGUCCGGAUCUCGACGUGGCUGCAUGCAAGGUCGCUGCAGAGCGUCUGACUCUAAUCGGGUAUGACCCCGAGCCCUCUGCUUCCCUCUUAGGGGCAAAAGGAGCCCAAGCAUCGCUCAGUCGGUCUCGGUCAGCGAUGGCUGAGGGCGCAAGCGCAAGUGAUCACGGCCGAAGAACCGAUAGGAAUCCAUCCCAUUCGCGCGAAAAUCUGACCAGGCUAGAGAAUAAAAAACGUGGCGAGAACGCUGUGCUGCUUAUGGCGACAGCCCAACGAAACGUUCAGGCGCGGAUGUCAGGACUCGACCGCCAGAUUGCCGACUCCAAAGGUUUAGUCCGCCGGGAGGAUUGGGAAGCUAGAGCGAGAGAACUAGCCCAGGCGGAUCACGAUAAGCGUCAGCAUCAGAAUCACGGUAAGGUCAGCAUUGGGGGCGGAGGAUACAUGACACUCGAGGAGAUAGACGCCAUUGCAGCGAGAAAUGUGAGACCUGUCUUAGAUGGUAUGACUAGGAAAGCCGAGGCGGAAAGAGCGCGGGUCUUUGCGGAAAAGGCAGGACCUGCAGAGGAGCGAACGGAACUGGAAGAAAAGAAACGUCUCCAAGAAGUCUGGAGGGCGCAGGAGGAGGAGACGCAAGAAGAACUAAAGCGAGCUAGAGGUAUGUAAAAUAUAAAUAUACAACAAGCAUCCCCGCAUUACCCCAUAAGGCUUUUUCCUUUUUUUGUUCUCCCCCUCCUUCCUUGCCCUUUGCCGCAGCAAAUGACUUUCAACACCAUCCGGCCGAGAAUCAUACGCUGAUAGUAGGAAUGCAAACUCCACAGCAAUGGGAAAAGAAGAAAAACGCCGCAAGGAAAGUGAAAAACGUCACCUCAAAGAGCGUUGGCAAUCCUUCAAAACCGACAGCAAGCGAGCAAAGGCUAGCAACAACGGAAGCAACAAUCAACCGGUACAACUGCCAGCGCCAAUAGCAUCCAAUAGCGACAGCAAUUUCAGCGUUCACACCCCGAUAACCCCCCCGCCAAAAGAGAAAAAAGGCCUCCGAGCACUAAUCAACAAAUUCCGCGCGAGAAGACACUUCCGAAAUGCUAGUGGUACCGGUUCGAAAGAAUUCCCCACCGCCGGCGCAAUGGUAACCACAAAUAACAAUCCUUCAAGCAAUUACAAUACAGCACCGUCUCGGUACUCCAACAUUCCACCACCACCUGCCCCCCAAGCCAACGGUGCUCAAACCCUGACGACUACCCCCACCCUCACCGAAGUCGCUCUCCUAGGCGCUCCUCCGCCAGCGCCAAUCGCCACAGCCCCAACCUGCAGAAACCCUUCCCACAAAAGCUCUCCGGUAUCAAGUCUCCACUCCUCCCAAUGCCACGGAGAAAUAGUGCCAGAAGUAUACGUUUCUGACGGCGACAACGGCAGUGGCGGUGCCGCCCACAACAGCCACAGCAACAGUAACAACGGUCCCCAAAGGAGAAAAGAGUCAGACACAGAAAAUCACUCGGACGGAACUGAAGAACGUGAUACAUUCCCUGGCACACCGCCGGUGCUGGUGGCAAUGGACCGCUCGGGAGAGCAGUUGCCCUUGGAGAGAGAAGCCUCGGGCGGUGAGCCAGGCAACAGAAGUUCCGUUGGGAGUAGGUUUUUUGAGAACUUGUAGAUGGAGGAGACGGAGGGGGGUUGGGGGUGUACUAAUAGCUUUGUCCCGUUAUAUAUCACUAUUUCCGCCCUUUCAUUUCUCCCGGGUGGGUUGGGUUCGGUAGUGUAUGGCGCUUCACUCAUUCACCCAUUCAUUCUCUUAAUGUUCUUCCCUUUGUGCGAUUGGUGUACGGGUGCAUGCAUUUGUAAGACGACCACUCACGAUCUGGGACUUUUUCAUCUUUCAUUCAUCUCUUCCUUGUACAGUGCAAUGCUGGGGCAGGAUAUAGUAGAGUAGGGCACGGUAGUUGGUAAUGAUAAUUGAUAUGGCAUGAAGG
Molecule: messenger RNA, 3480 nt
Organism: Tuber aestivum (summer truffle)
Lineage: Eukaryota; Fungi; Ascomycota; Pezizomycetes; Pezizales; Tuberaceae
Source: the annotation of a GenBank genome assembly